AAGCAAAAGUCCCCCGAGCCCCGCACUAUAAUGGCUUCCUGGGCUGCCUCCGGCUCGCCUGCCGCACUAAGCUACCGCCUCCUCCGCUGGCGGCCGUCACCGAUCUGUAGGUUUUCGGCGACCUUCUCUCCUCCUUUCUCAUCGGCAGCCCUAGAUCGGUCGAGGAGGAUAUCACUCUCUGCCGUCUGCCUGAGUCCGCUGCGAUCUAAUCGCAGACCGUUGCCCUCACCUCCUGCCAUGGCUUCCGACGAGACUCUCGCGGCGAAGGAGAAGAUGGGGUUGCUGGUCUUCGACACCGAGGAGGAGCUCUCCGUGUCGCUUGCGAAGUAUGCAGUGGAGCUGUCGGAGAAGUUCAUCCGCGAGAGAGGCGCUUUCACUGUGGUUCUCUCCGGCGGAUCUCUCAUCAAGUCCCUCAAGAAAUUGACGGAGUCUCCUUACUCGGAAACACUAAAUUGGGCAAAAUGGCACAUUUUCUGGGUGGAUGAGAGGGUGGUUUCAAAGGAUCACGAAGACAGCAAUUAUAAACUAGCAUUUGAUGUUUUUUUGUCUAAGGUCCCAAUUCCACCUGGUCAAGUUUGUGCCAUCAAUGAUGCCUUAUCAGCCCAAGGUGCUGCUGAAGACUAUGAGACCACUUUGAAGCAUCUGGUCAACAUCGGUGUGGUUGUCAAAUCAGCAACUGGUUAUCCUAGAUUUGAUCUGAUGUUAUUAGGAAUGGGACCAGAUGGUCAUAUUGCUUCCCUCUUUCCCAGCCACCCCCUCGUUAAUGUGACAGAUAAGUGGGUUACCUUCAUAAAGGACUCUCCAAAGCCGCCACCAGAAAGGAUUACAUUCACUUUACCUGUAAUCAAUUCAUCUGCUUAUGUUGCAUUGGUGGUUGCUGGAGCUGGGAAAGCUAGUGUCGUUAGCAAAGCUCUGGGCAAUGAGAAAACUGCUAAUGUGCUGCCUGUUGAGAUGGUUUCCCUUGAAGAUGGAGAGUUAACAUGGUUUACUGAUAAAGCAGCAGUCUCAAUGCUCCGAGAUAAGCUAAGCCUGUAAACAAUUAAUUUAAGGAAUAUAUAUUUAGAGAGUGCCUUGGUGGCUUAGCCGCUUAGUGCAAAGGUAAUAAAUGCUCAAUUUGCUAGGUUAUCCUUGUUAAGUCAUUAAACUAAUCUGCUAACGUGCAAAGUAAAACUGCAUCUUUUGCAUCUGCACCAAUUCUGUGCCAUGAACAUCUUGUAUGCUUACUACCUCCUUUUUUGGAAGUCAAAAUUGUAAAACAAACCAUUGAAAUAGUUGAUAUGAUGAAUGUCCAUAGCAAUUAUAUGAAGAUACCUUGUGCCUUUUAAGGUAUAAACUGAUAGGAAAAUAUAUGAUGUCUUAAAUAUUAUAUAUUUGUUAUAUGGCUAUAAUGGUUAGGUGCAAAACUUUUAAUAAGUUUUCAUGAGCGAGUAUAUUAUAUUAUGCAUUGUGCUGUGGAACUAUUUCAUGAGUGUUGCCCCUAGAUUAACUUUUAUGAUCAGAUAAGAUGAAAAUCUUGUUACCGUGGUUCCCCAAAAGCUUUUCCAAUGAUAAUCGUAUGACUUACUAAUUUUCUGGUCCAAUGUUCCUAACUGCAUUGUCCCAAUACUUCCUUCCAAGAGAUACAUUCAUGGAAUUAUGCAAUUGCUAAGGUACACUAAGAAACUGCUAUUAUGCAUGGUGUUGCCAACUUUGAAACUCUGCUUCUUGCCAUUGUGAUCCUUUAUUUCAUAUAAAUCGAUGGGUAAAACAUGAAUUAACUAAAACUUUGUUUUCUCAUAAAACUUUGGUUGCUUAAGUAGGCAGAAAAAGGAAUUUCUCUUACUUACUGGCAUGACUGAAUAUUUUACAUAAUGGAGUGAUCCGGUCCGGAAGCUGAGUCGGAUGGACCGUCGAGGGAGGUGGAUGGGAUGUUGACUGGAGUCGCGACGUCCCGGAGGGGGGUGUGCUGAGAUAGCUCCCGUGUUGAUCAAGUGUUCAAAAGUCCUCCGGUCAAUGCUACUCUGCAGCCAGUGACCGGGUUGGCCCGGCCCCCGGUACCCCGAGUCUCGAGGCGGAUCCAACGAAUAUAUGAGUAACCGGCUAAUGACAUAAUAAUGAAAUAAAUAAGGGGUGAGUACGGAAAACGUACCCUGGCCCAGGGGGGCGCCCUCGGAUGGGACACGGCUAGGAUUGUCGCGACCCGGAAGAGUAGAUGACUCCGAUUAGGCUGGAGAGCUGGAUCUGACGACGAGAAGCUGAACGAGGCAUAGACCUAGAGGACUAGCUGCAGGUCAAGAUAUAAUGCCGGCACGCAGACUGGAAUAAGGCACUGGCACGCAAGCUGGGGUUCGAGAUCGACACGCAGGUCAGGACACUGGAUCGGCACGCAGGCCGGGACACUAGAUCGGCACGCAGGCCGGGACACGGGCUCGGCACGCAGGUCGGGACACGGGAUCGGCACGCAGGUCGGGACACGGGAUCGGCACGCAGGCCGGGACACUAGAUCGGCACGCAGGCCGGGACACGGGAUCGGCACGCAGGUCGGGACACG
This is a messenger RNA of Zingiber officinale, 2530 nucleotides long. Its product is annotated as probable 6-phosphogluconolactonase 4, chloroplastic. Gene Ontology annotation, molecular function: 6-phosphogluconolactonase activity. Lineage: Eukaryota; Viridiplantae; Streptophyta; Magnoliopsida; Zingiberales; Zingiberaceae. The transcript is spliced from 4 exons. Gene Ontology annotation, biological process: pentose-phosphate shunt; carbohydrate metabolic process. Bases 31 to 1035 code for a protein of 334 amino acids. The record is from RefSeq and is a predicted model, not a curated record.